AUGGCACAGAUCCUGAAAGAUAUGGGAAUUACAGAGUAUGAGCCAAGGGUUAUAAAUCAAAUGUUGGAAUUUGCUUUCCGAUAUGUGACUACAAUUCUGGAUGAUGCAAAAAUUUAUUCAAGCCAUGCUAAAAAACCUAAUGUUGAUGCAGAUGAUGUGAGACUGGCAAUCCAGUGUCGUGCUGACCAAUCUUUUACCUCUCCUCCCCCAAGAGAUUUUUUACUGGAUAUUGCAAGGCAGAAAAAUCAAACCCCUUUACCACUGAUUAAGCCAUACGCAGGACCUAGACUGCCACCUGACAGAUACUGUUUAACAGCUCCCAACUAUAGGCUGAAGUCCUUGAUUAAGAGGGGACCUAACCAAGGAAGAAUAGUUCCACGAUUAAGUGUUGGUGCUGUUAGCAGACCUACCACUCCUACUAUAGCAGCCCCACAGACAGUAUCUGUCCCAAAUAAAGUUGCAACUCCAGUGUCAGUGACAAGCCAAAGAUUUACCGUGCAGAUUCCACCUUCUCAGUCCACACCUAUCAAACCAGUUCCUGCAACAACUACAGUUCAAAAUGUUCUGAUUAAUCCUUCAAUGAUUGGGCCCAAAAAUAUUCUUAUUACUACCAACAUGGUUUCAUCACAGAACACGACCAAUGAAACAAACCCAUUGAAGAGAAAACAUGAAGAUGAUGAUGACAAUGAUAUUAUGUAAGGAAUGUAGUCUAGCCUAGAUGAAUUUCAAAAGUAUAAUUCAUUUUGAGCCCAGUAUAUUGAAAUAGAACAUUCUGGGUCUUCUCAAGCUUAAGCAAACUUAAAUAUAUCUGCAAUAUUUUUCACUUUAGCUAAAAAUUUAGGUGUCUUUAUAGUAAGAGUAGAAAUGUUUUUACAUUAAGUUCUAAGUACAAAACGUUAAGAGUUGUUUAAUGUUGAGUCCUAUGGCAAUUCUAUUUUUAAAAGUUAAUUUCCUGCCAUGUAUAACUGACAGGCAACACUUAAGUUUUUCAGUUUCUACAGUCUGGUCAGACUACUCUUUGACAGCUAAUUUCUAAUCUACAUUUAAAUAUUUUCUUUUUUAAGAUAAAUGGUUACUUUUAUUGUCACUAACUUUUUUGAACAAAUCUCUCA
Messenger RNA from Orycteropus afer afer, 1112 nucleotides. RefSeq names its product TATA-box binding protein associated factor 9b (gene TAF9B). Gene Ontology annotation, cellular component: transcription factor TFIID complex. Gene Ontology annotation, biological process: DNA-templated transcription initiation. Gene Ontology annotation, molecular function: RNA polymerase II general transcription initiation factor activity; protein heterodimerization activity. NCBI's taxonomy places the organism in Eukaryota, Metazoa, Chordata, Mammalia, Tubulidentata, Orycteropodidae. The record is from RefSeq and is a predicted model, not a curated record.